Pseudophryne corroboree (corroboree frog) is the source of this 3808-nucleotide messenger RNA. RefSeq names its product RAS p21 protein activator 1 (gene RASA1). Bases 231 to 3131 code for a protein of 966 amino acids. The record is from RefSeq and is a predicted model, not a curated record. Lineage: Eukaryota; Metazoa; Chordata; Amphibia; Anura; Myobatrachidae. The transcript has 26 exons. Gene Ontology annotation, biological process: regulation of GTPase activity. Gene Ontology annotation, molecular function: protein binding.
AUGAAGGGGAGCGUGCGCGCGCCUGGCUCACGGGGUGUCGCGGAAACGUCGGAUGAGGGGCUGGUGCCUGGCGCGUGCGGUCCCCGCCCCCUCCCCAGCAGCAGACAGCUCGCGGUGUCCUGACUGAGUGCCCCCUUCAGCUGCCAACGGUCAGUGCGGCGGCGGCCGGCGAGCGGGAGGCUGACAGGCCGCGGCAACCAACCCUCCCUGGGCUGUCUCCGUGCUCCGGGAUGUCGGCCGCUCCCGGCGCUCUCGGGCUGAUGAUAGAAGGCGGGGAGUCGCCGCUGCUGGCCACAAGUGCCCCAAUGCUGUCCCAGGCUCCGGAGGCCUUCCCACCGCUGCCCCCGCUGCCGCCGCUCUCCUUCGAUGGGCUGGUGCUGGGCCCGGCGGAGGAAGCGGACUCGCUGGACGGACCGGAGUAUGAGGAAGAGGAGGUGGAGAUCCCACUCAGCGCUCCCCCCACUAACCAGUGGUAUCAUGGCAAGCUGGAUAGAACCAUUGCGGAGGAGCGGCUGUACCAGGCCGGGAGGACUGGAAGCUAUCUUAUUAGGGAGAGUGAUCGUAGGCCGGGGUCUUUUGUACUUUCAUUUCUCAGUAAAACAAAUGUGGUCACCCAUUUCAGGAUUAUAGCAAUGUGUGGUGACUUCUACAUUGGGGGAAGACGGUUUUCUUCACUUUCAGAUCUCAUAGGAUAUUAUAGUCAUGUUUCAUGUUUACUGAAAGAAGAAAAACUCCUUUUUCCUGUAGCGCCCCCAGAGCCUGUUGAAGACAGACGUAGAGUACGUGCUAUUCUUCCUUAUACUAAAGUCCCAGAAACAGAUGAAAUCAGUUUCUUGAAAGGAGAUAUGUUUAUUGUUCAUAAUGAAUUAGAAGAUGGAUGGAUGUGGGUAACCAAUCUUCGUACAAACGAACAAGGACUUAUAGUUGAAGAUUUGGUGAAAGAAGUGGGGAGGGAAGAAGAUCCACAUGAAGGCAAGAUAUGGUUCCAUGGGAAAAUCAACAAGCAGGAAGCCUAUAACCUGCUCAUGACUGUUGGCCAAAUCAGCAGCUUCCUGGUGAGGCCGUCUGACAAUACCCCUGGUGAUUAUUCCUUGUACUUUCGGACCAAUGAAAACAUUCAGCGGUUUAAGAUCUGCCCAACUCCAAAUAAUCAGUUUAUGAUGGGAGGUCGGUACUACAACAGAAUUGAUGAUAUAAUAGAACACUACAGGAAAGAACAAAUUGUUGAAGGCUAUUAUCUAAAGGAUCCUGUCCCUGUGCAGCAUCAAGAGCAAGUACUGAAUGAUAUAGUGGAUGGUAAAGAAAUCUACAAUACAAUCAGGCGAAAAACUAAGGAUGCAUUUUACAAAAACAUUGUAAAGAAAGGCUAUCUCUUAAAGAAAAGUAAAGGCAAACGGUGGAAGAACUUGUAUUUUAUCUUAGAGGGCAAUGAUGCCCAGCUUAUUUAUUUUGAAAGUGAAAAACGUGCAACCAAACCCAAAGGAUUAAUUGACUUGAGUGUAUGUUCUGCCUAUGUAGUCCAUGACAGUCUGUUUGGCAGGCAAAAUUGUUUCCAGAUCGUAGUUCAGCACUUUAGUGAGGAACAUUACAUAUUCUACUUUGCUGGUGAUACUCCAGAGCAAGCUGAGGACUGGAUGAAAAGUCUACAAGCAUUUUGCAGUCUACGAAAGACGACGCAAGUUACAUCUAAUAAACGUCUUCGGCAGGUUAGCAGUCUCCAUUUGCAUGUAGAAGAAGCACACAAGCUCCCAGUCAAACACUUCACUAGUCCUUACUGUAAUAUAUACCUGAAUAGUGUGCAAGUAGCAAAGACACAUGCCCGAGAAGGCCAGAAUCCUGUUUGGUCAGAAGAAUUUUUCUUUGACGAUUUAUCACCGGACAUAAACAGAUUUGAAAUUAGCCUUAGUAACAAAACAAAGAAAAGCAAAGAUCCUGACAUCUUAUUCAUGCGCUGUCAGUUAAAUCGGCUGCAAAGAGGACAUGCAAUAGAUGAAUGGUUUCAACUCAGUUCGCACAUACCACUGAAAGGUAUAGAGCCAGGGUCACUGCGUGUCCGGGCACGGUACUCCAUGGAGAAGAUCAUGCCAGAGGAAGAGUACAAUGAGUUUAAAGAGCUUAUAUUGCAGAAGGAGCUGCAUGUAGUAAAUGCAUUAUCGCACGUGUGUGGCCAGGAUCGAACACUACUUGCAAGCAUUUUACUGCGGAUUUUUCUGCAUGAAAAAAUGGAGUCUUUACUUUUGCGAACACUAAAUGACAAAGAGAUCAGCGUGGAAGAUGAGGCUACAACGCUCUUUCGUGCCACAACCCUGGCGAGCACACUUAUGGAGCAAUACAUGAAAGCUACUGCUACGCCAUUUGUUCAUCAUGCUCUGAAAGACACCAUUUUAAAAAUAAUGGAGAGCAAACAGUCAUGUGAGUUGAAUCCCUCAAAGCUGGAAAAGAACGAAGACGUGAACACUAAUUUAAUACAUCUUUUGGCUUUACUUUCCGAGUUGGUGGAGAAGAUUUUCAUGGCAGCAGAAAUACUUCCUCCGACUUUAAGAUAUAUUUAUGGGUGCUUACAGAGAUCUGUACAACAAAAGUGGCCUUCUAACACAACCAUGAGGACAAGGGUUGUUAGUGGCUUUGUUUUUCUACGAUUAAUCUGUCCUGCUAUCCUUAAUCCAAGGAUGUUUAAUAUAAUCUCAGAUUCUCCUUCGCCAACUGCUGCGAGAACAUUGACGCUGGUCGCCAAGUCUCUGCAAAAUUUAGCAAAUUUGGUUGAAUUUGGAGCCAAAGCAUGGGAGGGACAUGAUGCUGAUGUGCCACAAAGCUGCGUUUUUUACUCCGGAUCUGAGCCCUACAUGGAAGGUGUAAAUCCGUUCAUUAAAAGUAACAAGCAUCGCAUGAUUAUGUUCUUAGAUGAACUUGGGAAUGUACCUGAACUGCCAGAUAUUACUGAGCACUCUAGAACUGACCUGUCACGCAAUUUGGCAGCUUUACAUGAAAUGUGUGUGGCACACUCAGAUGAACUCCGGACCAUUAGUAAUGAACGAGGUGCACAGCAGCAUGUCCUCAAAAAACUUCUGGCAAUUACAGAGCUUCUGCAGCAGAAACAAAAUCAGUAUUCUGUAACGAACAGUACGAGGUAGCAGCUACUUCCCAGCAGUUUGCAUGUGUACACCUGGAAAAUACUUCACAAUAUUACUUUCUUUUGCUCUUUCCAAAAAAUAGCACAUAAUAGCCACAUGUGUGGGACUAUGCAGCAAAGAUAUUCUACUGACAGACAUUUGCAUCAGCAGUUUGGGGAUAUUUGUGUCCUUACACUAAUUGGUGCAGGUAAAUUGUACGUUUCGCAUUUUGAACCGACUUCUACUAAACUCUGAGCCUUUGUCUACUGAACUCAAGAAGACUCCCAUGCAUUAUGCCAAAUCUACAAUCCAAAAACCUGGUGGCUGACAGUAUACACGUUCUGCUCUUCGACAGUCAUUUAUAACUGGAUUACAAGCUAUUUUUAUACUGGUAUUUCUAACUGGUUUCUGUUCUUGCUUGCCAUUUGUUUAAACAAAAAAACGAUAUGUAGGUUUGAUUUCAAAAACUGACAAGGAACAAGUGCUAUUAUUUUUUAUUUGUGUCCUGUCUUUGUGGGAUCAUGUUAAGUUUAUAAGAUGUUUUAUGUGCCACUGAUUUAUAGUAGAUAUUUUUUUUCCAUCAAAACAAUGUAUAAUGAAAAGCUUUUGUAAAAUGUUUACACCCGUAAAUAAUUGAUUUAAUUAAAUUUAUUGAUUGUUGUAUCUGAUGUGCAUGCAUUAAACAAUUUUGUAAAGUA